Canariomyces notabilis is the source of this 1402-nucleotide messenger RNA. RefSeq lists its product as uncharacterized. The record is from RefSeq and is a predicted model, not a curated record. The coding region runs from base 281 to 1012 and encodes 243 amino acids. NCBI's taxonomy places the organism in Eukaryota, Fungi, Ascomycota, Sordariomycetes, Sordariales, Chaetomiaceae. The transcript has a single exon.
ACUUUUCUGCCGUCUCGACGCCUCUGUACUCCAAGUGGGCGCAUGCCAGCGCGAAUAUUGCGUUUGUGACCGGGGAGCUCUCCCGGGUGAGGGGCAGGAUGAGUUGCUGGAAAGGGUUGCCUGUCUCCUCGCGAAAGACGAUCAGAUGCGACAAGAUGUUGCAGAAGUGGUCUACAAGCGCCCGCCGGUUCGGCCUGUCCGAGAACUCGGAGAAGGCUGGUGAGCGAAAAUCCAGGAGCGGGGAGCCGACCGGGCAGGGCGCAAUCAUGGCUAGAUCGGGAUGCAGGGACCUCGAAGAUCGGGGAAUCAAUGCCGUGCUGGUCGAAUUUGGGCUGCUUUCUCCCGGCGAGUGCACAUCUCGAGUGGCCUCGUCGAGGAGUUCAGGGGCAGCCUCCUCUCGGCGGCCUUCAAUGUACCCGAUCGGGGAGAAAGCGGCAACAGAGAAAUCACCGAACGCGCUGGUCGAGGGACUUAUGACGGCCUCGUCCAGAUAAGACGACAGGGCGUGGCCACCAAAUCCAUUUCGCACGAAAGAAUCGGUGUCAUAGCUGUAGUAGCUGACGUCGGACAGUCUCCGGACAGGCGAGCGGUGACCGGGAAGGCUGAUGGAAGAGACGGCAGAUUCGCGCCUCCUCCGUUGGCGUGGCUUGAUGGCCUCAUAUGUGCACGCAACAUCGUGAUCCGCACAGCGAGUGCACUUUGGCCGCUUUUCGUCGCAUUUCUUCUUCUGCAAUAUGGGUCAGCGGGUAGCUGGACACGUCGGCCGAUCUUGACGAACCUUUUCCUUGCUUCACCGAGAGGUCAGAAGGCGAGAGUCGUAAGCGUAUUUGAGGGAUACAACAUGAAGCUAAUAGCUAAUAGGGAUGCCACAUACCAGUAUGUACAGCCUAUUUGGGUGCACACGGACGCGUCAGCACUGGUAAUGAGCACUGCGAGAUGUUGGGGAUCUUUUCCCUCCUCCUCAGAGAAACAGCGAGGUUGUCAACUUAUUGCCGAACAUACCACUUCUUGACCGUCGUUUGGGCGGUUUAGGGGGAGCAACUCUCGUGUACAGCAACAUUUUGCUUCUGGUUACGUUCUCGGAGGCCUUCCGUCAGUGUCCUUCUUUUUCCACCUCUCAGCCGUAUAACUCGACCGACAAGCGCUGCGCUCGAUUCAGUUGCCCCAUCCGACGUCAAUUAUCUGCACAUGCCGUGCCGGUACCGUUCGUCACAGGAUCUGUUGUACACUGCCGGUCUAGGGUCUGUUCUUCGCGAAUUGUGAGCCCUUUCCCGUCCACCACUGGAGCGUCAAUAUCGUACACCGUCGCAGGAAAGGGUGGAGGAUUUAAACGGUGGAUAAUGGAUUGGAAUCCUAAAGACGAGAACCAAAAGCUCUUGAACCAUAAAUAAUUGACGGAUCU